This is a messenger RNA of Tribolium madens (black flour beetle), 1244 nucleotides long. RefSeq names its product synaptosomal-associated protein 29 (gene Snap29). Gene Ontology annotation, biological process: exocytosis; synaptic vesicle priming; synaptic vesicle fusion to presynaptic active zone membrane. Gene Ontology annotation, cellular component: SNARE complex; plasma membrane. NCBI's taxonomy places the organism in Eukaryota, Metazoa, Arthropoda, Insecta, Coleoptera, Tenebrionidae. The transcript is spliced from 2 exons. Gene Ontology annotation, molecular function: SNAP receptor activity; syntaxin binding. The record is from RefSeq and is a predicted model, not a curated record. The coding region runs from base 153 to 890 and encodes 245 amino acids.
UUAGUUGCAUACACAACGUAGGAGUCGUACGACUACCAACUCAGUAAUGCGAAAAUCCCUAUACUAAUUGUCAACAAAUGUCAAACUUCACUGUCACUUUUAUGUAUUUUUCAUUGUUGUGACACAUUUCUGCGUGCAUUCCGCCCCCUCAAAUGUCGAACCCUUACAAAUCCACCAACCCGUUCGAAGAGGACGACGUCGAUGAUGAAAUUUUCCUACGCAACUCUCGUCGUUCUCAGGGCCCCCAGAGCUCCUUCGACGACCAACUGCAGUCGUUUCAGGAGCGCAAACGGGCUAUCGAGGACCGUACUAUCAACAGCACUGAGAAAAGUUUGAGUAUUUUGCGAGAUUCAGAGCAAAUUGGAAUCGCAACAGCUGAAGAAUUGGUGCGACAAAGGGAGAAAUUGGAGAAAACUGAUAAGCAAUUGGAUGAAAUCAACGCUACGUUGAGGUUCUCCCAGAAGCAUAUUAACGGAAUCAAAUCGGUUUUCAGCAGUUUGAAGAACUAUAUGGCGGGGAAGAACGAUGCGAGUCCGAGCCCCCCGUCGAAAACUACAAAGGAUUCGGACGAUUUGCAUAAGGAAUUUGAGGAGAAAUUGUCGACCUAUGACCGUUUCGAGAACCAUCCUUCUACUAGAAUCAAAAAUCUAGAUUACAAUUCAGCGCCGUCGCAGACUUCAGGGAGCAAGGAUUUUAGUGCGAAACUCGAUGCGAAUUUACAAGAAAUGUGUUCAAAUAUUUCACGUUUGAAGAAUUUAGCCACGGAUUUGUCGUACGAAAUUGACUCCCAGAAUGAUUUGAUUAGCACAAUUACUGAUAAGGCAGAGACGGCUGAUAUGACCAUAACAAAACAAAACAAGGAUAUGAUAAGAAUUUUGAAAAAGUCGUAGUGUUUUCCAGGUUUUAUUAAAUGCACGAAAUCAAAACUUUUUGGAGUUUUUCUGUCUUGUAAUUAGUUAAUUUAAGCUCAAUUGUUUCUUUGUUCAGAGUCUUUCUGUUGUAAUACUCUCUAUUCUUUUAGUUAAUUAAGAUUUAGUUAUAUUUGUAUAUUUGGAAAUAGGCAGUGACGUGUGAAGGGAUCUUAUUGAUUGUUGUAUUAUGUAAAUUAUACUUGUAUUAUAUAAAAAAAAUUCUUUAAAAAGAGUCUGGCCCCAAAUUGUGAUUAAAUCGUUACAGUUUUCUGUUUACCCACACGAAGUCUGACGAUUGUCAAAAUUUUGCAUUAAAUUUUUCGAAAAUUUUAA